GUCUUUCUGUUCUGCUGUUCGGAAGUUGUGGUGGAAGUUUAACUCUCAGGUCUGUCUGAUGAGUUCAGUUCACUUAGAAAGUUUGAGAGAGAGAUGAGCGGACAGACGGUCCCUGCGGACUUCUCCGGACACAUGUUGGAUCUGGAUGAGGACGAAGACCUGGAGGUUUUCAGCAAGAACACAUCUCUGUCAGAUGGAAGUCCCAUGCCCAACUCUCCCAGCUCCAUGGUCAACCAGUACAGACUGGAGGAGGAUCAGGUGGAGCAGCAGGAUGGCAACACCAAAGACAUCUUCAUCACCGUUGAUAACCCAGAGAACCAUGUUACUGCCAUCGAAACCUUCAUCAUGUACAGAGUUGUGACCAAGACCACGCGGUGCGAGUUUGAUUCCAGUGAGUAUGAGGUACGCCGACGCUACCAGGACUUCUUGUGGCUCCGAAGCAGACUGGAAGAAAACCACCCGACACUCAUCAUCCAUCCGCUGCCGGAGAAGUUUGUGAUGAAAGGCAUGGUGGAGCGCUUUAAUGAUGACUUCAUCGAGACCAGGAGGAAAGCUCUGCACCGCUUUCUCAACAAGAUCUCUGAACAUCCCAUACUGUCCUAUAGCCAGCACUUCAAAGUCUUCCUCACUGCACAGGAGUUGUUGUCUCUCAGGAAACAGGGUCCAGGCUUCCUGAGCAGGAUGGGGGAGACAGUGAGGGCGGUGGCCAACUCUGUACGAGGUCUGAGGAGCCGGCCGGAGGAGUUCACUCUGAUGCAGGAGUAUGUGGAGGACUUCAGUAACAAGGUCUGCUCUGUGGACAAAGUCACCCAGAGGAUCAUCAAGGAACAGAAAGAGUAUCUGGAUGAGCUAAAGCAGUACAACCCCACCUACAUCCAGUGGGCGGGGUCAGAGGAGGAGCUGGCAGAACCACUAAAGGGCGUGGCCAGCUGUGUGGAGCGAUGCAGUAAGGAAACAGAGGAGCAGAUCCAGCAUCUGUCUGAAGUCCUUGUCCCGGCCCUGCACGAGUACGUCCUCUGUGCAGAGACCCUGAAGGCUGUGAUGAGACGGAGAGACAACAUCCAGGCCGCGUUUGAAGCCAAGAAAGAGGUCCUGGCUUCCAGAAAAGUCGACCAAGAAGCGCUGCAGGAGGAGGUGGAUGGUCUGGCGGACCGGGUGGAACUGGCCAACAACGCCUUGAAGGGAGACUGGUCCCGUUGGCAGAACAGCAUGAGAACUGACCUCAAAUCAGCCUUUAUAUCCACUGCCGAGAAGAACGUGGAGUACUAUGAGAAGUGCCUGGCUGUGUGGGAGUCAUUCCUCCUGUCUCAGAGAGUGGAGCCCAGCGAGCAGAGAGAUGAGGAAGACCCAUCUUAAAGUGUGGGGAUGAUACACACCCUCUGUUGUCUGUCCAACACAUCCAAAUAUAGACUUUGAACCAAUGUCUACUUAUGCAAACAUGCAUCAUGUGCAAAACAAGCACACUCUGUCUUUUUGUCUCUCUUUCUUUCCAUCAGAGGUUAAUCCCAGUCUCACCACUUUAGUGAUGAUUGUGCAUCACUAAAACCAACACUGUGAUCCAAAUAUCCAGAUAUCAGUGUUUACACACCUCUGUGUGCAUUGACAAAAGUUAAAAGAAGGCUCUUCUGGCUCCACUCUGUUUUGUGGUGAAUUAUUUUUCAUAGAUACAGUAACUGUACUCUGUUUUGAUGACAUAGUGGUACUUUGAAAUAUUUCCCUCCAUUGUGGAUGGAGAACAGCUGUGUCCCAUUUCUGGGGAUGCCUCCUUGGAAGGAUGCUGAAUGCUAAGGUGUGGCGUUAUCAUAAGUUUUUGCCCCUCACCUCACAGAAAUCAAAACUAAAGAUGCGUUCAGGUGGCCCUCUUCAACUGCGUUAGUUGGAAUUUUCCAGCUUUACCAUCAGGAAAUUGCACUCAACUGACAAAAUAAGAGUGCAAAUUCCUUGUUACAGGAGUCUAAAAGCUCCAAAGUAAUGUAAUGUAGAUGAAAGUGAGGCUGUUUGCUGCCUUUUAAAAAUGCUGAUGGCUUAGAGUGACGUUACCAGGACAAAAAAUCUGAAGUUACUUUUUAGCUUGCCACAGUAAAUGAACAGAACGUCAGUUCUACAGUGUAGUUUGGGAUUAGGCUUUGUGGGUUGGGUUCAAAUCAUUUACAACGAAUCAUCUGUUAGUUCUCAUUUGUUCCAACUAGAUUUUUUGAAGAAUUAACAGUCCUAAUGUAUUCAUUUUAAAAUGCAGACAGAUGACAUCCCUGAAUUGGGACACAGCUACUGAUACCAAUGUAUUGCAUCAAUAAUACCAAUGUCAUGGAAACAUGUGACCGAACAUAAUCUUUUCCAACCCAUAACCAUAUAAUAACAUUUUAGCCAUGACCACCGUUUUUUCCCCCGUUUUUUUCUCAGUUAGUGGCAUGGUCAAGAGACUUGUCUGUGUGAAAGUUCACUCUUGAUCUUGGGAAUGGUAGUUUGACAAAACAAUCGCCACUCAAGGUCCACUAACUAUCGUUUUUCACACUGAGAUCUGGUUGAAAGUUCUGGGAAAAGCUAGUAAGUGGAGCAUAAGUUAAGAUUUAUUUUGUCAAAAACUUGUCUUUUUACUGUUUUGCUGACAGUAGCUUCAAAAGAUUGCUGUGCAGCUUUAGGACUUGGUUUUAGUAAGAGGCAUGGUUAUAGUCAUAGAUACAUCUAAAGCUGAGAUCAGACUACAAGAUAUCAGUCCAAUAAUGGUCUGACCCAAUAGGAAUGAAAAAGAGUUUUGGGCACGACAGUGUUUCAUUUUGUAGUGUAUCAUAGUGGAAGACAACUGACGUAGCAUCUGGAACACCUCACAAGAUCCCAACAAAAAAACGUGUGUCAGAAUUGUAUUGCCUUUAUUAUUUUUACAACUUCUACAACAUGUUCUGUGACAUUGACUACUAAGAGCACAGAGUGUUCUUCAAGUGUAAACAUGGAGACAAGAAAGAGGGAAAAAAAAUAAUUUCAGUGAACCUGAAACCAUUUAACUAUCACCCUUUGGUCAGGAACAUUAUACCAAAUUAAUCCUAUCUGUGAGUGUGACAUCAUCCUCUCCACGAUGAAUGGUUCCAGGUUCACUGUUAUUCAGAAAACCCUGAUAACCCUGACUACAUGUCGUGUAGUCUGAUCCUGGCACAAGUACAUGAUCAAAAUUUCAAUUAAUAUACCCGCCUUUGACUUAAAGCAAGUUCAGGUCUUGUGUCUAUAAUACAUUUUCUCUUUAUUUCACUGAAGAGGAAGUGUGUACACCAAAAAUUUCAUUACAAAAUUGCUAAAAAAAAAAUGCAUUAAACAUCACAUAUAGAUGACAUCGACAUCCAUCUAAAGUUAGUUUUCCUUUCAGACUAACAUGUAAGAUCAGAAUGGUAUGAAUAACACACAGUACUAUUGAUCUCCUGUUAAACUUGAGCAGAGCCUUAAAUGCUUUAUGAAAUUCUCUCAAGAAUGUUUGGUUGUUUGUGCUGAUAGAGAUUUCACGUUUACAUGUCUGAUGAAGACUAACUACAGUAUCUUCAAUGUCUUUGUAACAGAAUGCUUAAAUAAUCGUUUUAUACUGAUAUAAUCUUUUUCUCUCUUUUUUUGCUUUUAUUGUUAUUGAAUAUGUAAAAAAAAAAAAAAAAAAAAAGUCUGACUGAAAUUGAUUUUGAGAUGUUGAUAUAAUUAUAAAGACAGAUCUCACACUA
Molecule: messenger RNA, 3695 nt
Organism: Siniperca chuatsi (mandarin fish)
Lineage: Eukaryota; Metazoa; Chordata; Actinopteri; Centrarchiformes; Sinipercidae
Gene: snx7
Product: sorting nexin 7
Exons: 9
Coding region: 94-1356 (420 amino acids)
Molecular function (GO): phosphatidylinositol binding
Source: RefSeq, a predicted model, not a curated record